AUUGCUCAAAUGCCUCGCGGCCUACAAACAGUUAAAAACAGACCGCGCCUUCCACAUCCUGCACCGUUACAGUGGCAGCUGGUGAAACAUUGACCUUUGGCUUGGAGUAAAACACGAAACAUAACUGUGCAAAGGUCGACUGUAUGCCGUUUGUUUAAAACCGGAAUAAACGGAACAUUGUAACACAAUUCUAGCCUAUUUGAGGCCCUGUUCGCUACCGCCAUGAAUUUCUUUCUAGAGACGUUGAGGAUGUUCGUGUUCUCGGUGAUCUGUUACUUGGAGGCGUUCUUUCGGAUAUUUAUUCCUGCGCGGAGGAAAAGCGUGGCCGGGGAGAUCGUCCUGGUGACCGGGGCAGGAAGUGGCAUUGGCCGUCUGGUUGCUUUAGAGUUCGCGCGUCUGGGCGCGCGGCUUGUCGUGUGGGACGUCAACGAGGAGGGCAACAAAGAGACUGCGCGCAUGAUCCAAAAAACCCACGGCUCUCGCGCUCACGCGUACACCUGUGACUGCAGUAAACGAGACCAGGUGUAUAGACUAGCGGACCAGGUCAAACGGGAGGUUGGUGACGUCACUAUCCUGGUAAACAAUGCUGGAAUUGUCACGGGGAAGAAUUUCCUGCAGUGCCCAGACUCGCUCUUAGAGAAGACAAUGGAGGUCAACAGCAUGGCCCACUUCUGGAUGUACAAGGCAUUUCUCCCAGCCAUGAUUGCUGGAAACCAUGGCCAUCUGGUCAGCAUUGCUAGUGCUGCUGGACUUUUCGGAGUCAAUGGACUGGCAGAUUACUGUGCAAGUAAAUUUGCCGCAGUUGGCUUUGCAGAGUCCAUGGGUCUGGAGCUGCUGGCUGCACGCUGUUUUGGAGUGAAGACCACCAUAGUCUGCCCUUUCUUCAUCAAAACCGGCAUGUUCGAAGGCGCAUAUACAAAGUGGCCCAGACUCAUGCCUCUUCUGGAACCGGAGUAUGUGUGUAGAAGGAUCGUAGAUGCCGUUCGAAGAGAUCAAGUCUACCUGUGUCUCCCUCGCUUCAUCUAUAUUGUCAUGCUCAUGAAGAAUGUUUUGCCCACUAAAGUGGGUAUGCUGGUUGCUAAGUAUAUGGGAUCGCUUGACUUCAUGGCUACGUUUAAAGGGCGCCAAAUGAAGAGUGACUGAUACCGAAGAGAACACACAUCUGACUUUAAAACUUGGGGAUGGCAUGCAGUGGCCCAGGGCCAUAUAGCAGAAGCCAGUGGAGCAAAGCUACUGCUGUAACCACCAUUUGGCCAUGGGGAGGGGGGUGGUUUAGUACUUUUACACACAUGCAUGUCAUUAGCACUUAGGCAUUGUUAUGUAGAUUUCAAUUAGAAUUUGAUUCAUUUGAUCUCUAACUGUUAAUGUAGUAAUUCCCUUCAUAGUCAAGAUUAUUGAUAAAGUAAGUUUUUGGAAAAUGCUCAUUUUCAUAGUAAUACCCUUUUAUAAUGUACAUCUUAUGAAGAACUAAUGCAGUUUAUAUGAAUGUACCUAGACUAAGUAAAAUUCCUCUGACUAUAAAACUCAAUACAGCUUCUGAGACUUCUGA
Molecule: messenger RNA, 1549 nt
Organism: Electrophorus electricus (electric eel)
Lineage: Eukaryota; Metazoa; Chordata; Actinopteri; Gymnotiformes; Gymnotidae
Gene: sdr16c5b
Product: short chain dehydrogenase/reductase family 16C, member 5b
Cellular component (GO): lipid droplet
Molecular function (GO): oxidoreductase activity, acting on the CH-OH group of donors, NAD or NADP as acceptor
Source: RefSeq, a predicted model, not a curated record